Colletotrichum lupini is the source of this 1083-nucleotide messenger RNA. RefSeq names its product early growth response protein 1 is a zinc-fingerprotein. NCBI's taxonomy places the organism in Eukaryota, Fungi, Ascomycota, Sordariomycetes, Glomerellales, Glomerellaceae. Gene Ontology annotation, cellular component: nucleus. The transcript has 4 exons. The annotation marks the transcript as partial. The record is from RefSeq and is a predicted model, not a curated record. Gene Ontology annotation, biological process: DNA-templated transcription; regulation of DNA-templated transcription. Gene Ontology annotation, molecular function: DNA-binding transcription factor activity, RNA polymerase II-specific; DNA binding; zinc ion binding.
UCUUUUAGAUCUAGUCAACCCGCCGGCAACUACCUCCAGGGCAAUGGAUCUAUCCCUUCCUUGCGUUGGAGGUCCCCAGAAUGCCCUUCACCUGCGACCAUGAAGGCUGCGGCCGCUCCUAUCUUCGUAAGGAACACCUCACACGCCACAAAAAAGAGCACUCUGCAACGCCUUCAUUUUCCUGUCCAUCAUGCGGUACCAAGUUUACAAGAGGCCCCGCCAACCCGCGUAGCACAAGCCUGCGUUCCAUGCCACCGGACAAAGACCAGAUGCGAUGGUCAGCAACCCACCUGCUCAACAUGCAAUGACAAGGGGAAAUCGUGCGAAUGGCCCCAGCCGCGCGGCGGCAGCAAGUCGCUGACGGACCGAUCUUCCUCUUCGCCGUCCAGCUCCUCCGGCCUACCGACCUCGGGCUGCACGCCGCCCUCGAACUCCAUGGCCUUGCCCGACCACGGCGGUCAUCUGAUGACAGCGCCGAGCAUGCAGCAUCAGCAUCAGCAUUCGCAGCAUCCGCCCACCGGCAUGACUACUACCUCGCAUGCGAUGAUGUCGGCUGGUCCCAUGCCGAUGACGACGAUGUCCGACACCCUCGACUUCACCACCCCGGGAUCCAUCCUAGAUGAGGCCAUGAGGCUCCAGCUGCAGAGCAUCUACUUCGCCAAGUUCCAUCCCCAAUGGCCGCUGCUGCACCGGGAGACGUUCGAGACUACGGCGCAACCCAAGUUGUUGAUGCAGGCCGUGAUGACGGUUGGACUAUGGUUUGCUUCGUGGCCUGACGCCAGGGGCUUGGCCAUCAAGUUCCACGAUAGCCUCCUGGUAGAAACAGGAAACAAGCUUCUUGAUCUAUUAGAGCAGUCAAGACAAGGCAUGCUCUCGCCGCGGAUGGAUUUGCUCCCAGUUUUCCAGUCCAUGCUGAUCUCGACAAUACUCGUGCCGUAUCGAGCGGACCAGUCCAUGGACAACGUGAUGAUGACGCACUCCAUGUUGCUCGAGACGUUUAAAGCUACGGGAGUAUAUGAGCAGUCAAAGAUCAAUCUAGGGUCGCAGCUCUUCUCGCUAUCUUCCAGUUCAAACUACAUCUAA